AUGAAAGAAGUUAAAAUAAAUAUCAAUGUGGAGAAAAUAUUCACUGCAUGCCAGGGCAUCAAGUCCACCGAUGAUCUUCUGAAGCACGACACUCCAAAAGACUACACAUAUCUGAUAUAUCGUAUCUUUGAUGAGGGUAUAGAGAUAGUAAGCGGUGCAGACAAUACUAGUGAAGUAGUGCAGAUCUUGGAUACGCUUGAAAAUAGAAUGAUAGAAUACUUUUCAUACAAUACAUAUGGAAAACAUGCCAUGCAUGGCCUAUACAAGGCACUGAAGGAUAAAAAAAAAGAGGAAGUAAGAAAGCAUUUCAUCAGCGUAAUCAAUGAUGUUAUAAAGCCAAACACCCACAUAUACAGUCCUUGUCUUGGAAUACACAUACAGGAUGACAGGAGUAAACAGCUGGGGAUCGACAUAAAUGACGAGAUGCCUGACCUAGCAAGCCCAAGAACAUGCACUCUGUGGAUUGAUGAUGAAAGGUUUUUUUAUGAUCUGAAAUACAUGAUGGAAACUGCCAGAAAAAGACUGGAUAAGGAGUCUCUCUGCCACAUUGCAAACCUGCUCUACUCGGAGAAUA
Messenger RNA from Nematocida minor, 574 nucleotides. RefSeq lists its product as uncharacterized. The transcript has a single exon. The record is from RefSeq and is a predicted model, not a curated record. NCBI's taxonomy places the organism in Eukaryota, Fungi, Microsporidia. The annotation marks the transcript as partial.